GCAUGUCCGUUGCGUUCGUUGUUGCCGUUGCGUGCUUCAUUCAAUUCCACUGUUUGAGUUUUCAAAGACAAGUUUGUGUGUGAGUAAAUUCUGAGUGUUUUGCUUGCUAGGAAGAUGUCGAGCCUACAGCCUGGUGGGCAGCGGCCGCCGUCGCGCGCCUCGCACGCGUCACGCACCUCUGAGGUGUCGCGUGGAGCGCAGUCGCUCUACUCAGUGGGCUCGGUACACUCGGUGCGGUCCACGGUGAGGUCCACUGUGCCGCUCACGGCCCAGGCUGACACGUGGAAGCCGCCGGUGCUCAAGAAGGCGCUUUUCACGUCCAUCCCGAAGGCGUCCAACAUUACUGCCAUCUACUCAAUCUUGCAGGCGCUGUUCACAAUGAUGACGGCGGUGUUUGACGCCUAUGUGCUGAUCGAGGCCGAGCCCGGCAAGGACCAUUUCGGCUACUACGUCAUUUCGUUCGAGUUUGUGUACGCCGGCAACCAGCACGUGCGCAAGUGUCUGAUCACGUUCGCCGUGUUCAGUUUCCUGUUCGCGGCGGCGCUGCUCAUCAUCAGCGUUCUGCUCGUACAGGCCCUCAGAAAGGAGAGUGAGAAGGAGAUCCGUCCGUGGCUGCUUAUCAUGUUUUUCCACACCAGCUGGCGGCUGUUCGCGCUGGUAUUCGGCUCGCUGGUCAACGACCUCUACUUCGCCUACCACGGCCUCAUGUGCUUCCUCUGGUCGGUGAUGAUCCUGCUGAACGUCUACGGCUGGCUGGUCGUCUGGUCCUUCUUCAACGAGCUCACCGAGGUCUCCAAGCUGGAGGACAUCGCACACCUGAAGAUGGGCACCAUGACAUCGCUGAACCACACCCAGUACUCGCACACGCCAUCAGUGAGCAUCCAGCCGUCAUCGCGACCCAUCACCCCGCACAGCUAUGGCGGUCACAGCGCGGCCGUCUGAGACGCAGCGGUACCCCAAACCCUGUCUGGAUGGCUCCCGUUGGGCUGCCGUAACCAGCGGCCACAGUGCGGCCGUCUGAGACUUGGCGGUACCAAACCCUGUCUGGAUGGCUGCCGGUACCCCGCAUAGUGGCCACGCAACAGAGACCCAACAGUACCGAACCCUGUCUGAACUAACGGCAAUCGUCAAUCGUCACACCGUAUAGCUACUGAGCAAUAUCCCUGCGAAGCAAAACUGUAGCUUAUGCCACUGAGCAUUUGUCAUGCGAAGCAAAGCUAUGGCUGCUGCCUUCUGAUCUACGUCUACAUCGCUAGGGCCCUACGUGAGCUGAAGCGCCCGCCCAAAAAGGAACAGUGGUCUGCGUAGUUACGUCGCUAGUAACAGCUACUGGUAUUGAUCAUGUGGCUUUGGCAGAAUGGCUCAUAGCCUCGGAGUGUCGGUUAAACAUCGGUCUUCUGGGUAGCCGACUGCUGUGGAGGCGUCGGUGUAUAUGAAGUUUGUCUUUGGUGAUUAGUGAUUACUGGGACCUUGGAGAACGUUUGGGAGAUGAAGUGACCGUAUUCUGGCUGACGCUGGUGAGUACGGUAAUCAUGGUCUUGGACAUGUGGAUUUAGUCGAGGGAGAGUCGGAGACCCUUCAGUUUUGGACCGGAGUGUCCUACAACUAAAUUAUGGACGCUUUGUGUCUCCUGUUUGGCGUUGUCGUUCGUGCUGUAACUGUCAUCCGUCCAUGUUGUGAUCGUGAAACAUAUUUUUGUACAUGAGGUUUUCCUCGAGCUGUAGGAGAGAUUCUGAACGGAAAAUGGGGCAGCUGGAGUCAUCAGCUGUCUACACUAAUGGACAAUAACGAAACUUUCAUUGGUUUGAUACUUGAACUUUACGGCCGCGUAUAGUUUAUGGCAGUUGUUUAGCCAGCUUUGCUAUUUUUCAUCUGCACAUUGUUCAUUUGACACUAGCUUGAAUCAUGUAGAUCUGAAUGCAUCAUUUCCAUGCUGUCUUCUCGUUAGUUUUUGCGCAGCUUACUGUGUAUCCCCUCUAUAGUAAUAUAUUUUUAUAUGAAAUCGCUCGCACAUCGAACGGUUGGUUCUCUAAUUUUCGACUGUUCGAGCUUUUACACUUUUCUGUUGUUUAGGAUAAUGUCGUUAGAAUUUGCAUGCAUAUUGGAUCUCGAACAUCGCUCGACUUGUUCAUUUUUGCAGCUAUAGAGGUCCAAAACCACGCACAUAGUGUUAGAACUAGCAUAGCUUUGUGUUGCACCGGUGAUUUUUUCACGUUUUUACUGCCCUAGAUAGUUUCGCUGAUGUGUUGUGUAAAUAUAGUCCUAUGGUUUAGAGGUGGCAUACGAGUGUGUGCACAUCUCGCUCCGAGCAGCACUGUUAUCGUGCUAUCUCUGCUUUUUAUCUGUUAUCUGUAGCUAAUGUUCUUUUAAUUGCUGCCUGUGGCGGAGGUGGUCCUCGUUCGCAGCACUAGCCAUCGUCAUUUAUAAUCUGCCCCUGUUCGACUCGAUGGUAGGCUUACUGUAAGUUGCUGCUGUUUGGAAUUCCGGCCGUAUGCAUGCAUGUAACGGUUCUUUCCAUUGCUCUGUAAUGCGCUAGCAACCGUGCAGCUCGUCAGUACGUCAUGCCUGUUGAUGGUGUUCAAGCAUUAUCCGUCCACAUCGUAGCUCAACUGUGCAUUUUGCCGGCCGUCUUGUAACUUAGCAGUAAGCUGUGUUCGUUUUAAGCCCAGCCCCGCCUAUAGCGAAUGAAAAUUGGCUUGCGCUGAUCAAGAACGGCAUUCCUAAACAGCUCCGCUCGAGUAUCUAUGAAACUAUUCCGUCCAAGUUGAUGUGUCUGGCCUGGCCAGCAGACGUCUGUUUCGUCUGCCGUCCUCUGUCCUACCUGUUUGUUUUCUAUGUAUCGCUGACGGAGGCCCCGUACUUACUGUAUACAACGACGUCAUUCCAAUACACUGCUGAGUGUA
Amphibalanus amphitrite is the source of this 2903-nucleotide messenger RNA. RefSeq lists its product as uncharacterized. The record is from RefSeq and is a predicted model, not a curated record. NCBI's taxonomy places the organism in Eukaryota, Metazoa, Arthropoda, Thecostraca, Balanomorpha, Balanidae. The coding region runs from base 115 to 942 and encodes 275 amino acids. The transcript has 6 exons.